Messenger RNA from Oncorhynchus nerka (sockeye salmon), 2317 nucleotides. Its product is annotated as rhodopsin-like. The coding region runs from base 527 to 1672 and encodes 381 amino acids. Gene Ontology annotation, molecular function: G protein-coupled photoreceptor activity. The record is from RefSeq and is a predicted model, not a curated record. Gene Ontology annotation, cellular component: photoreceptor outer segment; plasma membrane. The transcript has 4 exons. NCBI's taxonomy places the organism in Eukaryota, Metazoa, Chordata, Actinopteri, Salmoniformes, Salmonidae. Gene Ontology annotation, biological process: cellular response to light stimulus; G protein-coupled receptor signaling pathway; visual perception.
ACUUGUGAAUGAACUCCAAAGACUGCGCGUAACCGCGAUGGACACCCUGGACCAGCCUCGCUGCGCACGCUGGGAUUGCCUUGCGACAUUGCCACGCAGUUGAGAUAUCAUAUCCUCCAACCUUCACUAGACGUGUGGGACAGAAUAUCAUCACGUAUUUUGUGAGCUUGCACUUGUAACAACGUUAUAUAAAAUAGGUUUACUCAUUUUAACGCAACUGAUGCUAAAAGCUGCUCAAAACUACACCAUUUUUUUUUUUUUUUUACCGUAAAAGAAUAUUCAACAAAUGGAAAAUAAGAGUAAUAUUGCACAGUGAUUAACGGCGUAGAUUAAGUAACCAGCUGUACUUGUAGGCCUUAAUGGAGGCCUGGACAUUCCUGUGGAGCGCUGACGCUGGUGGCAAGAUAGGGAGGGACAUGGCCAGGUAAUGAUGGCGUGAGCUCCGUGCGCACUGCCUGCCGCAAAUUUAGCCAAAUUUCCCCCAGCCAGAGUAAUAUGAAACUAGCCUUCGUGAACAGCAACCAGGAUGAUUUAUGAUCUGGCUGACCUCAACUAUAGCCACAACGUGAGCGACGACCCGUUCAGCUUAUUGGACCGGGAAUGGAGCGACACUCCGAAAGAGACCCUCUCCAGGACUGGCUUCAUCGUGCUCUCCGUGUUUCUGGGCUUGAUCAUGACCUUCGGCUUCCUCAACAACUUCGUGGUACUGCUCCUCUUCUGCAAGUUCAAGAAGCUGCGUACCCCGGUCAACAUGCUCCUCCUCAACAUCAGCGUGAGCGACAUGCUGGUGUGCAUGUUCGGGACCACGCUGAGUUUUACCUCCAGUAUCAAGGGAAAGUGGCUCCUGGGCCGCCACGGCUGCUUGUGGUACGGUUUCAUCAACUCCUGCUUCGGUAUUGUGUCGUUGAUCUCCCUGGUGGUCCUGUCCUACGACCGCUACAGCACCCUGACCCUGUACAACAAGCGUGGUCCUGACUACCGCAAGCCCCUGCUGGCUGUGGGGGGCUCCUGGCUCUACUCCAUAUUCUGGACGGUGCCCCCCUUGCUGGGCUGGAGUAGCUAUGACUUGGAGGGCGCCGGCACCAGCUGCUCUGUGUCAUGGACCCUGAGGACGGCUCAGUCCCACGCCUACAUCAUCUGUCUGUUCAUCUUCUGCCUGGGUCUGCCCAUCGUCAUCAUGGUCUACUGCUACUGUCGGCUGCUGUGGGCCGUCAAACAGGUGGGUAAGAUACGUAGGACAGCGGCACGGCGGAGAGAGUACCACAUCCUGUUCAUGGUGCUGACUACAGUGGUGUGCUACAUAUUGUGCUGGAUGCCCUACGGCGUGGUGGCCAUGAUGGCGACGUUUGGCCGGCCCGGCAUCAUCACCCCCGUGGCUGCGGUGGUGCCCUCACUCCUGGCCAAGAGCAGCACUGUCAUCAACCCUCUCAUCUACAUCCUCAUGAACAAACAGUUCUACAGGUGUUUCCUCAUCCUGAUCCAGUGUGAACGGCGCUCCGCGGAGAACGGCCAAUCCUCCAUGCCUUCCAAGACCACCGCCAUCCAGCUUAGCCGCCGUGUGUACAGCAACACGGUGGCGUGCACCGCCCGGAUCUCCACGGGUAUCCAGAACCAUGGCUGCAGCACCCUGGUCACAGAGCACACCAACCCACCCGAGGUCACUCUCUCAUGAGCGGGCACGCCGGGAAGGCCUGGUGGGUGUUGAUGCAUGGCUCAGCUAGCUAGCUACUGUACUGUGCCGACCAAUAGGCUCCAAGGCCCAUGCGCUCGUCUACUCCAGCCCAACCCCUUCCAUUUGUUUACCAACUGCUGUGUUUAUCUUUAUGUAGGAGUGAAAUUGUACAUGCUGUGUGUGCAAGAGAAAGUACAUUUCUGUAUAUGUAUACAUGAGGGAGGGGAGGCUGUAGAGUGAGCAUGUGUGCUGCAUUCAAAGGGGAGAGAGGGUGUGUGUGGUUAUGAACUGUGUGUACCAUUUGAUCUCACUCGGCCUGUUCUCUCUGGCUUGUCUCUGUGUAGGUGUAAAAACCAUUGCUCGAUACACUUGCUUCUUUUCUAAACACAUCGACUGCCCAAGUGAAAAGGAGUAUCUCUGUCACAUUUCACCCCCUCAACACACACACACUUACCCCACCCCUCUAACACACACACACACACUUACCCCACCCCUCUAACACACACACACUUACCCCACCCUCUCACACACACACUUACCCCACCCCUCUAACACACACACUUACCCCACCCCUCUAACACACACACACUUACCCCACCUCUCUAACACACAUACACACACUUACCCCACCCCUCUAACACACAC